AUGUUGCAGGUUUGCAAAGCGGAAAUUGGAUGGGACCAGCCCGAUUCUUUGGUGCCACAAUCAGGAUAUGUCACCUUGGUUGCGGGUCCCUUCCGCGCCUCCACCCGCACUGUGCCAGUCAUCCGGAAGACCCGCCCCACCCCCGGCAACACCACCGAUGGCCCCAGCACCUCCUCCACCCCCAUUGGUCAGGCACAGCCCCCCGGCCAGGUGGGCCCUGUGGCCGCGGGUGAGGGUCAACAGCUGAGCUGGGCUCCCUCCCUGGGCCCCGAGUUGUUCGUCCUGACCGAGGACUGCCUGCUGGUGGCCGAUCUGGUGGUGGGGGCGGAGCUGUGGGGGCAGCGCGGCGGGGGGCGCUGGAACAGCUCGGAGGUGCUGUAUGCGCAGUCGGAGAUCUGUCUGGAUGCGGAGGGCCAGGCGCUGCUGCUGUCCGGAAGGUGCUUGGAGGUGCGGCUGCCGCUGAUGCAGCCGCAAGGGCAGGGAGGGGGAAACAAGGGCAAGGGAGGAGGAGGAGGGGCUGCAGGUGCCGGCGGCGGCGGCGGCGGCGGCAGUUCCUCGGCCCCGGUGCUGGGCGUGCUGGCUCUGAGCAUGUUGCUUCAGCCGGCGGAUGCGGAUGCAGCCGUGGCUCGUCACCUGCCCCCCGAGCUGGUUCCCCGGCUCCUGUUGGACACCACUCGGCUGGUCCCCGGGGCUGUGGUGCGGGGGGCGGCGGGGGUGGCCUACGUGGACCCCUGCGUGGUCUUCCUGAGGGGGGCUGCCGGGGCACCUGCAGGUGAGGUGCGUGUGGUGGAGGUGGAGGUGGAGGCAGUGGUGGAGGCAGUGGUGGAGGUGGAGGCAGUGGUGGAGGUGGAGGUGGAGGUGGAGGUGGAGGUGGAGGAGCUGGGGGCGAAGCUGCAGGCACACAUGGACCGCACCAUGGGCCACGUGGGUGCGUUCCUCAACAGGCUUAAAGAGCAACAUGGAAGGAAAAGAGCAGGAGCGGCGGCGCCACAGCCGAAAACAGCCGGACAGCACACGCCGUCGCCGCUAGCGCCGCCGCAGCCGCUGCCGCCGGCAGAUGCAGCUGCUGCUGCCGCAGCGGCGGCGGCGACGGCUAGUACGGCUGUACGGCGAAAGUCGACAGAGACGCUGCACAGCCACGAAGUCAGCACCAGUGGUGGCGGGGGCGCGGGCGGCAGUGGCAGCGGCGGCGGCGGCGGCAGCGGUGCCGUCGGCAGCGGCAGCGGCGGCGUUGGCAGUGUGCGAGACUCUGGGGUCGACCAUGCGGCAGCGGAGGCGGUUAUGUCGUUGCUGGAGAGCAACGGCUUUGCGGUUGUGGACAACCGCCGGCUGUCCAACUAUUUUUGGUGCAAGGUGUCUUACGAGGGCCAGUACCACACGAGCCGCCUGGUACCCGUCGCCAGCGGCGCGGUGCGGUGGGAGGAGACGUUUGUCAUCGCCGCACUGCGGCCGAUACGGAACGCGCCGUUGGAGAUCGAGUUGUACGGCAGUAACGACAGCAAGUCGCGUGGGAAGGUGGUUUGCCAGCUGUCCCUACCGCUGUGCGACCUCAUGGAUCAGGUCCUCCGAAACCACUACCAGCGGCUUUCGGAGCAGCAGUUUCGCGAUAGCCAGCGCCAGCAGCAACAGCAACAGCAGGAAGAGGAGGAGCUGCUGCUGCUGCUGCUGUUGCAACAGCAACAGCGGAACCAACAAGGCCAUCAAUCGGUUCGCAAUCGGAUUCGUAAUCUGUACGACAAAUUGUCUGGCAUGCGCGCGUUGCAGUCAGCAGCCGCGUACAUGUUCGGCGGCUCCGGCGGCGGCCAGCCGCCGUACCAUCCUGACACGUGGCCGCGCGGCCGGGCGGUGUUGACGGCGCGUGUCGGUGGACCCGCGGGUCAGGCAUUCGCGACCCAUGGGCUACCCGGCGGCGGCGGCGGCGGCCCCGAUGGCGGGGCCCGCGAAUGCAGGCUCCUUUUAGAGGUGGAGGUAGUGGAUGCCGACCCACGGGCCACUGCCAACGGCACGCAGCUGUUGCCCUGGGUUCAGCACCAGGACCCUCAGCACCCCUACCCGCCGCACCAUCAUCAUCAUCAUCAUCCGGAGCAGCAGCACCUGCAGAGGCUCCAGGGGGGAGCCGACCUGACUGCGGCGGCGGCGGCGGCGGUGGCCGCCGUCGCCGACGGCGGGAGCAGCGCUCCCGUACUGAGCCCGCCAUGGAGUCCAGUGCCACGCAGCAGCGGCGCCGUCGCCGGCGGCGGCGGCGGCGGUGGCAGCGGUGGCGGCUUUGCAAUCAGCCCUGUCGACACCGGCGGGAUUGUGAGCCUAGGUUCCAUCGUGGCGUCAAGUUUCACCCACGGGGCGGCGCCGGUGGCGGCGCUGGCGCCAGCGGGCGAGGAGGAUUUAUGGCUGCCACCACGAGACCUGCCGCAUGUGCGUAGCCGUGUAGCGGGGGAAGCGUGCCAUGACGACGUGGCUGGCGUACGGAGCUGCACGUCACCGGUGGCAGGCUCAGGGGUGGUGCUGGCGGCGGCGAGCGAUUGCGAUUACUCCCCCACCGCCGCCACUGGUGCCGUACGCGGCAUCAGCGCCAGCAGCGGCAGCGUCCCGCCGACAGCCCCGGAGACGGGGACUCCGUGCACACCGACAGCGUGCACUGGGCCGGCGGGCAGGUCCAGCGGGAGCUCUGCAGCCACAGCCGCAGCCGCAGCAGCGGCUCCGCCGCCGCCGGGCCUAUGCUCGGCGACGGCGUUCGCCGCCAGCGCCUGUGCGACCUUGUCCCUGGUGUGCCACGAUUUGGAGUUAGAGAGGCCGCCGCCGCCGGAGUCAGCCGUCGGGGGUAGCGGCGUCGCUGUCGGCGGGCAGGCGGCGCAGCACGCCGCCGCCGUCACCGCCAUCACGCAGGGCGAGUACUUCGUGGCGGUCCGUUGCGGCGUAGUGUGGGCCUCUACAAAUAGUCUGAGGGUUGUGGGUACCGGCAGCAGCGGUGCUGUAGCUGCUGCUGCCGCCGCCGCCACCACGAGCGCCGCUGCUGCCGCCGCCGCUGGCGGCGGUGGCAGCGGUGGCGCGAGGUUGACGCCGCAUCUGGGUCUUGUGGUGCCGCUGUUGAAGCCGUCGACACUUGUGAGCUUGGCGCUGUACCGCCGUACAGGUGUUGUUGGCGGCAAGAAGGUCCUCAAUGUUCGCGCCAUGAUUGGCAUGAUGGCGGCCGAGCAGCUGGUGGGCAAACUGAGGCUGAGGGCGUCAAGUCUGGUGCCGGGCCGCCCCGUGACGUUGUGUCUGCCGCUGAAAGGUACCGCCGAGCGUUCCGGCCCCCGGCCCUGUGCCACAGUGGCUUGGUGCCGCAUGACUCUGCUGCUGUCCCCCGGACCCAUGGGUCUGUCCCGGCUCAUUGCGGCGUACGCGGAGCACCCGACCUACCCGCCAGUUGCCAUGCUGCAGGCGGGUGCCGUACCGGGGCGGGGUUUGAGUGACACGCUUCCCGUGGUGGACUCCAGCAAGGGAGUGGAGCCUGAGGCCCUGAAGCGGCGGGAGAGGAGGCUGCUGAUAAAGUGGGUCUCAGAGAGCAGUCCCGGUCUGUCCGCCAACGCCUCUCGUAAGCUGGUGGAGGAUGGCCGUACAGAGUUCAACCUUGGCCGGACCACGCAGCACUGGCGGCGCAUCGCAAGGGCCUUAUCUUCCACGGAGCCCAUGAAGCGCUUCUGGAUCCGGGUCCAGAGCUGGAGCAGUCCCCCGCUUACCCUCGGGGUGGCGGCGGGGGAGGUGCUGCUGCUGAUCUGGCCAUCCCGUACACUAGCAGUACUGCUGGUGGUGCUGGCAGUACGGAUGUUGGUGCUGCGAGGCGAGAUGAUGCGGCCGCCGGAGGAAGAGGCGGAGGUGGUGGGGUUGGGGCGGGGGUUGGCAGCGGCAGCGGCGGGGGAGGCGGAGGCGGGCGGCGGUGUGGCGGCGGCGGUGUCGUACUUUGGCGAGCCGCCGGCGAUGGUGGACGACAUUGGGAACGAGCCAGAAGCAUCGGCGCCGACGAGUGCCGGCUGCGGCGGGGGUAGUGGCGGCGACGGCGCCGCCGAUCCGGCAGGCCCCGCGAGCGGCAUCGGCAGCGGGUUCGGCCCCACUGUACCUCCGUCUGCAGCACCAACGCCGACGCCGUCGACGCCGACGACGGCGGCUGCGGGGACGGCAGCUUCAGCCUCUGUCAGCGGGCAGUUAGCGCCGCAGUCCAAUCCGAUACCCAUCCCGCCGUCGCAGUCGUCACAGCCCGCCGCGUCGUCGUCCAUGAUGACCGUCUCCAUGACGACCACCGCCGCCGGGUGGAUCUUCGGCGCGUCGUCGCCGCCGUCGGCCGCCGCCGCCGCCGCCGCUACCGGCGGCGCAGAGUGGGCGGCGGCGCACCAGCACGUCCUGUUGCAACGCGGCGGCGCCGCCGCCGCCGGUGCCGCGGGGCAUCCUCCCUUCACCGCCGCCGCCGCGGCGGCGGUCCCCGGCGGCGCGGAGGUCCCCAAGGAUCCGCUGGGGGCGCUACGUCAGCAGUACGACCACAUGGUGUACUUCGGUCUCCGCGUGCAGAACGUGUUGGACGACAUUGCCGGUGGCAUGGAGCGCAUGCAGGCUCUGCUCAGCUGGCGAGAUCCGGUGGCGUCGGGCUGCCUCGUGGUGGGCCUGGCGCUGACGGCGGUGAUGCUGUGGACCGUAGGAAUGCGUGUCGUACUUGGCGCCGUACUGCUGUACGACCUGCGGCCGCCGCGUUGGCGGGACCCCUGGUUGCCGCCGCCGGCCAACGCGUUCACGCACCUGUCCACUCGAUCCGAUUUGAUGAUGUAA
Messenger RNA from Volvox carteri f. nagariensis, 4797 nucleotides. RefSeq lists its product as uncharacterized. The transcript has 16 exons. Bases 1 to 4797 code for a protein of 1598 amino acids. NCBI's taxonomy places the organism in Eukaryota, Viridiplantae, Chlorophyta, Chlorophyceae, Chlamydomonadales, Volvocaceae. The record is from RefSeq and is a predicted model, not a curated record.